Clarias gariepinus (North African catfish) is the source of this 634-nucleotide messenger RNA. RefSeq names its product cytochrome c oxidase subunit 5A, mitochondrial. Gene Ontology annotation, biological process: mitochondrial electron transport, cytochrome c to oxygen. Bases 86 to 511 code for a protein of 141 amino acids. The transcript has 5 exons. Gene Ontology annotation, cellular component: mitochondrial inner membrane. The record is from RefSeq and is a predicted model, not a curated record. NCBI's taxonomy places the organism in Eukaryota, Metazoa, Chordata, Actinopteri, Siluriformes, Clariidae.
UACACGCAUGCGCAAACUACAAUAACUUCCCUUUCCCUUACCCUGAAUGCCCGAAUAGUGAACCAUUCAGUAGCCGAACAUCAUCAUGUUUUCUGCCCUUAUUCGUGGUUCUGCGGCCGGAAUCAGGGGUUUAGCACAAACAGGAGCUCGGUCCACAGCUCCUUUGGCUUCCCGUUGCUACUCUCAUGCAAAAGCAGAGACAGAUGAGGAGUUUGAUGCCCGCUGGGUGACUUAUUUUAGCAAGCCCAACCUUGAUGACUGGGAACUUAGAAAAGGAGUGAACACUCUGAUUGGUUAUGACCUGGUCCCCGAACCUAAGAUCCUCGACUCUGCACUGAGAGCUUGCAGAAGGCUGAACGAUUUGGCCAGUGCAGUACGCAUUUUAGAGGCGGUUAAGGAUAAGUCUGGACCACAUAAAGAGAUCUAUCCAUACGUGAUUCAAGAGCUUCGCCCCACCCUUUUGGAACUAGGCAUCUCAACCCCAGAGGAACUGGGCAUCGAUAAAGCCUAAGCAGGUUUUGUGACGCAGCUGACAAGGUUGUUCAUUGCACUUCAGGUCUGCCUUGUUUUCUACAUGUUCAGCAUCUGUGAAGUUCUGUCUAAACGUUUUGAACUAAUAAACAGCAAUAUUUAA